Molecule: messenger RNA, 728 nt
Organism: Cotesia glomerata
Lineage: Eukaryota; Metazoa; Arthropoda; Insecta; Hymenoptera; Braconidae
Gene: RpL24-like
Product: probable ribosome biogenesis protein RLP24
Exons: 2
Coding region: 97-615 (172 amino acids)
Biological process (GO): ribosomal large subunit biogenesis
Cellular component (GO): nucleolus
Source: RefSeq, a predicted model, not a curated record
GGAUAAUUUUAUGUUUUAUGACAAGUAGAUACAACCCGACAACGUGGGUAAGAGUUGAGUGUAAUUGUUGUGAGUAAUUUAAUAUAAAAUAAAAAAAUGCGUAUCGAGACUUGUUAUUUUUGUUCAUCGCGAAUUUAUCCAGGACAUGGAAUACAAUUUGUGAGAAAUGAUUGCAAGAUAUUCAGAUUUUGUCGAUCAAAGUGUCACGCAGCGUUUAAAAAACGCAAGAACCCACGUAAAACAAGAUGGACAAAGGCGUACAGAAAGACGGUCGGCAAGGAACUUGCUGUUGACCCGGCAUUCGAGUUCGAGAAACGUCGUAAUGUUCCUGUCAAAUACAACCGCGAGAUGUGGAGUAAGGUGAUAACAAGUAUGAAGAAAGUUGAGGAGAUCAGGCAGAAACGAACCAACACUCAUAUCAUGCAGCGGCUCCGAAAGGGUCGUGAGUUGGAGGAGGAAAAAGAUAUCAAGGAAGUACAGCGUAAUUUAUGUCUCAUUCGGUCUCCAGCUGCUGGACUCAAGAACAAACACAAGACUGAGGAAGCCGAAGACGAGAAAAUGGAGGAGUCUGAGGACAGCGAAGUCGAAGCUGAAGCAAUUGCUGUUGAAAAUUGAGUUUCAUUUAUACUUUUUUAUAAAUUUAAUUCAAUUUUUAACUUACUCUUUAGCUGGUAGAAUUAAUGAUAAUUUAAAUAAAUAUUUUUUAUUUAAUAAACUGUUUUGGUAUC